AUGUGUUCUAUCUCCACAAUCUCGAACACCGUCCUGAAAAGAACUGUUCAAUUUUUUCCGUACGAUAUUUUUCCGAUCACAAAGUCAAGUACGAAGACUACUAUUACUUCUUACACUCGAUCGCAGAAGUUGAUAUUAUCGGCCAGAAGCCAUGUUCGGCGAUUCACUCCUGCUUCGUUUGCAGCUCGGGACCCACCGCAGACGCCUACGGAAAUUCCCACGGUGGUGCCGAACCGGGAGCAACCUUCAGUCCCGCUUGAAGUUCCACCGCUUACUGCCUCGCCGGAAAUAGGCCCCGAUAGUGACGUCCCUUCUGAGGUGAUCGAGAUUCCCCCGCCGUACAGCCCGGAUCCAAAGCCGGAGAUAGACUUACCUUACCCGGGUUUUCCGUCUCCUCCAGGUCCGGAUAUCAUUCCGCCCAGACAACCGCCAGGGCCAGAGAUUGAUCCGCCGAGAUGGCCUCCGCCGCCGGAUGUUCCUCCGGUGAGGCCGCCUGGGCCUGAUAUUGUGCCCCCGCCGGAUCUUCCGCCGGAUAUAAAGCCGCCAACUGGAAGCCCCACUUUUGUUUUCUAA
Messenger RNA from Humulus lupulus (European hop), 573 nucleotides. RefSeq names its product extensin-like. Bases 1 to 573 code for a protein of 190 amino acids. The transcript has a single exon. NCBI's taxonomy places the organism in Eukaryota, Viridiplantae, Streptophyta, Magnoliopsida, Rosales, Cannabaceae. The record is from RefSeq and is a predicted model, not a curated record.